GAGAGAGAGAGAGAGAGAGAGAGAGAGACUGUGGAUGAGAAGUGAUGAAAGGCUUUAAAACAACCUGUUUCUCUUUCCUCCAGACACCGAUGGUUCAUUUCAUGGGGUGGAGUUUCUGCCAGAAGAUUUCAGAGACUCUCCUAAUGAAAGAACAAUGAGGGUGAAUGAGAAAUACUCCACGCUACCUGCUGACGAGAAAGGGAUCCACAUUAUCAACAUCAGAGCUAUUGAAGAUAUAGGAUACGUUCGCACCGAGAGUACGUUAUUGAAUUCAUUCUCGCAAGAUCCUGAUGCCAACUGCAAGUAUGGACUUUAUUUCAGAGACGGGAAAAGGAAAGUGGAUUAUAUCCUGGUUUACCACUACAAGAAGUCCUCCUUCAGCAGAACGCUCACCAGGCGGAUCCAUUUCAAUGACCUGGGGCCUCGGAGCCUCAAACAGGACCAGCCGCUUCCUGGGAAAGCAGGGCAGGUUAAUAUGCACGACAGUGAGCCCCACAUGGAUUACCAUGAAGAUGACAAGAGAGUCCGCAGAGAAGAGUACGAAAACAACCUUAUGCAGGCCGGCCUUGAGUUGGAAAGAGAUGAAGACACAAAAAUACAUGGGCUUGGAUUUGUGAAAAUACAUGCACCUUGGAAUGUUUUGUGCCGGGAAGCAGAAUUUAUGAAACUGAAGAUGCCCACAAAAAAGGUAUAUCAAAUUCAUCAACCUCAUGGCCUAUUGAAAAAAAUCAAUUCCGUAAUUCAAAAAAUAACAGAGCCCAUCCAACCUAAAGUGGCAGAACACAAACAUCAGACAGUGAAACGCCUCUCCUACCCCUUCUCCAGGGAGAAACAACACUUAUUUGACCUCUCUGACAGAGAUUCCUUUUUUGACAGCAAGACCAGAAGCACCAUAGUUUAUGAAAUAUUGAAAAGAACUACAUGCACCAAAGCCAAAUAUAGCAUGGGGCAAGGAGAGGGAAGAAAGAAGGAAACUACCCUUUUAAAUAAAAGACGAAAAUGUGGUAAAUAUGGGAUCACCAGCCUGCUUGCCAAUGGCGUUUACAGUGCUGCAUAUCCCUUGCAUGAUGGAGAUUAUGAAGGUGAACACGUUGAGCACAAUGACAGAAAACUCCUGUGUGAGGAAUGGGCAAGUUAUGGAGUCUUUUAUAAGUACCAACCAAUUGACCUAGUGAGAAAGUACUUUGGUGAAAAGAUUGGACUGUAUUUUGCCUGGCUUGGCGUUUAUACACAAAUGCUUAUUCCAGCUUCCAUUGUGGGGAUUAUCGUGUUCCUGUAUGGCUGUGCAACAGUGGACGAGAACAUACCAAGCAUGGAGAUGUGUGACCAGAGGAACAAUAUUACUAUGUGUCCCUUAUGCGAUAGAACCUGUAGCUAUUGGAAGCUGAGCUCCGCUUGUGCCACAUCUCGGGCAAGCCAUCUCUUUGACAACCCAGCAACUGUCUUCUUCUCAGUCUUCAUGGCUCUUUGGGCUGCUACAUUCAUGGAACACUGGAAGAGAAAACAGAUGCGUCUGAACUACAGAUGGGAUCUGACUGGGUUUGAAGAAGAGGAAGAGGCAGUCAAGGAUCACCCCAGGGCUGAAUAUGAAGCUAAAGUGUUAGAAAAAUCACUAAGGAAAGAAUCCAAAAAUAAAGAGAAGGGCCCGCAAUUGCCGGAAGAGGCAGCCAACAAAUGGCGGCAAAGAGUUAAGAGAGUCAUGGCUGGGGUGAAAUUGACUGAAAAAGAAAAACUGACGUGGAAAGAUCGUUUUCCAGCAUACUUCACAAAUUUUGUGAGCAUCAUUUUCAUGAUUGGACUGACAUUUGCCAUUGUUUUUGGAGUCAUAAUAUACCGAAUCUCCACUGCAGCAGCUUUAGCCAUCAGCUCCACUCCCGGUGGCCGGUCUAAUGUUAGAGUAACUGUCACAGCAACUGCAGUGAUUAUUAAUCUGGUGGUGAUAAUAAUCUUGGAUGAAGUAUACGGCUGCAUAGCCAGGUGGCUGACCCAGAUUGAGGUUCCAAAAACAGACAAGAGUUUUGAAGAACGUCUUAUCUUCAAGGCCUUCCUUUUGAAAUUUGUCAAUGCCUACACGCCUAUUUUCUAUGUGGCUUUCUUCAAGGGCCGAUUCGUUGGACGCCCAGGAGAUUAUGUCUACAUUUUUCAUUCUUUUCGCAUGGAAGAGUGUGCUCCUGGUGGUUGCCUAAUGGAAUUGUGUAUACAACUUAGCAUUAUUAUGUUGGGCAAACAGCUGAUUCAGAACAAUCUUUUCGAAAUUGGCAUUCCAAAAAUGAAAAAAUUCAUAAGAUACUUGAAAUCGAAACGACGGCGUCCUGGAGACCACGAGGAAUAUUUGAAGAAAAAACAACGCUAUGAAGUAGACUAUAAUCUGGAGCCAUUUGCUGGUCUUACUCCAGAAUACAUGGAAAUGAUCAUCCAGUUUGGGUUUGUAACCCUGUUUGUUGCAUCUUUCCCACUGGCUCCCUUGUUUGCGCUCCUGAACAACAUCAUUGAAAUACGUCUGGAUGCAAAGAAGUUUGUUACUGAGCUUAGAAGGCCAGUUGCAGUAAGAGCAAAAGAUAUAGGAAUAUGGUAUAAUAUCCUCAGAGGUGUAGGAAAACUUGCUGUGAUCAUAAAUGCAUUUGUGAUCUCAUUCACAUCUGACUUCAUUCCACGCCUCGUGUACCUGUAUAUGUACAGUGAAAGUGGCACCAUGCAUGGCUUCGUGAACCAUACGCUAUCCUAUUUUAAUGUCAGCGAUUUUCAAGAUGGAACAGCUCCAAAUGACGCUAUGGAGCUUGGCUACCCAGUCCAAAUAUGCAGAUACAAAGAUUACCGAGAUCCUCCGUGGUCUGAAACUAAAUAUGAUAUUGCAAAGGAUUUCUGGGCUGUGCUAGCAGCAAGACUAGCGUUUGUAAUAGUGUUUCAGAACUUGGUCAUGUUUAUGAGUGACUUUGUGGACUGGAUUAUCCCAGACAUUCCCAAGGACAUCAGUCAGCAAAUUCAUAAGGAGAAAGUUCUGAUGGUGGAAGUCUUCAUGAAAGAAGAACAGGGAAAGCUGCAGCUGCUAGAAAACUGGGGGGGCAAGGAGAAAAGGAAAGGUGAAAACUGUAACAACCAUAGCCCCAGAUCGUCAAUGAGCCAUAGAGGGAGUGCGUCUUCCAUUCAUUCAUGCCAUGUUGAAGUGUAGAAGAGGAAGUGGUUUUAUUCCGGGGCAUUCCACUCAUAAGCAAGCCAUUAUUUAAAGGAUAGGACUUGAUUCUUUAACAGCCUGGUGCAUGUUUAAGCAUAUGCAACCAUUUUGCUUAUAUCUAUGUAAGAAAUUACGUUCUUACAAAAAUGGAGGACCAUAUUCUGUUUCUGACAAGGAUCUUUUGGGGGUUUUAUUUGCACAAAAAGCAAUGCAGGGAUAUUUUUUUUUUACAUAUAUCUAUAUUUCAUGGUUAGCUUAUAACUAUCACUGUUUUUAUAUUUUAAGAAAAUAGAACAGGUAGGCUAUUCUCUUGGGAAUUUUACUUUAGCUUAUUUAUUGAAAAAUGGCUGAGGGUUUUGAAUAACUAGAGGCUCCCCAUUCCUGAUAAGCUGUAUGGGAGCUUUACAGUUUGCAAAGCAAAUAAAGAGCAUCCUGUGGAGUUCCUCCUUGCAAGACAGAGGAAGAAAAACUGUGCUUCAAUCUGCCGGCCUUUUUGCAAGCAGAAAUCCUGUUGUGUUUCCUGGACUCUAUGCUGAACAUGCAAUAUUUUCUCUUAAGCAAAAGCAGUGGCAAGAAGAUUUUCUUUCUCAUCUGGGGCUCACGCCUUGGGUAGAAUCCAAUUCAUCACUUCACUCACGCCAGUGAACAAAAUGGUGGGGCCAUCAGCCCAGCACUACUGAGAGCAGUUUGUUUGAAUAUCCUUCAUUCCUUCCGAUGUGAAAGAUGAAGGAUUUGUGAAAAGGGCAUUUAUGUUUAGUAAUCCAGAGUGUCUAAGUGCACAUUCCAGAGGGGGUCCAGAGGACAAGAAAGAAUAUUAGCAACAGCACAAUUUCCCCAAGCACUGAGGGGCCUUUUUUCAAAAGUGCCCUGAAUUAAAGAGCACACACACAGCUGCUAGCAAAUUGCACUGCCCUCCACAAACCUUGGAACCUAGUUGCUGAAGGAAUAUGUUAAACAAACUUAUUCCCCAAGCAAUUACGUUCACAGGUCAUCCUGCUCAGUGUAGCUGGACAUCCCAUCUUUGAUUACAUCUCAUACUUCCAGAUACCACAGCCCCCUAUCAUUUCACUGACCAGAGCAUCGUAACUCAAAGCAUCCUUCAGUUCAGCAGUUACGAUGACUCAGCUGCCCAGUUCCCUGACAAAGGUAUCCAAAUAUUGUUCUCUGCCACUUUCCAGCUUCUCUACUGCUUUCAGUUCUCUUGCUCUUAUCAAAGAGUUGGAGCAUCUUCUCUAUGAACAUUUGAGGCUUUGUUGUUGUUUUUUACUAAAUUGGGAUAUCUUAUACAAUUGUGACUGGCAUGAGGGGGGAGAGAGAGAUUUCUCCCUCAUAAUAUUCAGGGUCACUCCAUGAAAUUAACAAGCAGCAUGCUCAGAAGAGAUAUUAAGAAAGUACUCUUUCACACAAUUGUUUCUUUGUGUGACAGCUUGUAAUUCCUGUCGGCUCCAAAGAGACAGGGGGAGGGAGUGUGGAAGGAGUAGGAAUGAAUGGCAGAAAGGGAGAAUCAGCAAGUGAAAUGCAUGAGGAAGAGUGCAUAGCGGGCUGAGUUGAGGGAAGAAGAGCCCAUCAGAGCAUGCACUGGGCCAAGGGUGUCCCUCUGCAAAUAUAGUAUAGAUUCUGGUAUGGAGUUAUUCCUGAGAAUCCUUGAGGAUUUAUUUUUUUAAAUCAAGUUUAAGAUCAACAGUGCAAUCCUAUACAUGUUACCUGGGAAGUAAAUUUGCCCAGGUAAGUACAUAUAGGACUGCAACUUAAUAUUACCUUUGGCAUUUUGGUGAAGUGGGGAUAAUAGAACUCAAGUUCUAAGCCGUAUUUUGGACCAGAUUAUUUCCACCUACAAUGAUUGUGUGGAUGAAAAUGGUCCUUUUAAUUUUUCUAGCUUUUAGGACUCUAUGUCCACUUUCGACAUACAGAGCAACAGCCCCAAAUACACUCUUCUCUGAGGUUACUAUAAAGUUUACAUUAUGAUGAUGUUCCACCUAUUCUGCCCAUUCCAGAAUUUCUGAUGUGCCUACUAUUUAUUUUUUUAACAUCAGGCUCUCCAGUUCCCUCAUCUUGUGUCGGAGGCUUCUAGGCAUCAGCAUAUAAAUACUUCCAUGUUGCAUCUCCUGCCAAAUCCCCUUUUUGUGUUCAGUUUUCCCUAUGACCCUAUCGAGUGCCAUGCAGAAAGAAAUAAGCCCGGGUUGCCUUUGCAAGUCUACCAUGCACAAAUUGUUCUGGACACUUCAAAGUCGAACAAAUCCUUCUAUGAACACCUAGCUAGCCCUCGAUUGCAAUUGUCACUUUACAGUUUGUACUGGGAUACGGACAGCCAAGUACAAGAUAUGCACACCUCUCAUCACAUCUGAAGGGCAUGUAUGUGUAAAAUUUAGUGCAUGCCUCUUUAAAAUAACAGCAACUGGGAGCAGAUUACAUGGACAUCCUUCAGACUUGAUAGUAACGGUUAGCAUUUAUACAGCACUUUCCAGAGUACAAAAAAUCUUCAGGUACAUUAUGUUGUGGAAAAUGUGAUGAGUAGCAAGUAUACUUUUUGUAUGCCAUCUGCAAAAUGUAAAGGGAUUUUUAAAAACAAAAAACCUGUUGCUGAUCCCCAACAAGUAACACUUGCUACUUCCUACAGGCUGAGGGCCCAACAGCCUCAUUUGGGUCUUUUUGGCAACCUAUCUCCAUCUCCUGGGAUGGAGAAGGAAAGAAAUGGGAGAAUCUGUUUAGUGGCUGCUAAGCAACCAUCACAUACCCUCCCUACAAUUUGCAAACGUUUGGCAACAAAUGGUGCUGGUGACAGGGUUUGGGCAGCCAAGGCACAUGACAACAUUCCUUCCAAUGUCAGUCUCCAGGGAAAGUAACCCAAGAGGAAGCUCCGGAUAACAAGUCCGAGAGCUAGAACAUACCUGCCAGGUCCAUCCACUCCACAGUUAUAUCUAGUGUCAGGCCUAGUGCUUAGGAUACGAUUGCUCCAAAAAUAUGGCAUCCUUGAUAGAUAGCCCCAGUGAUGCAGGUGGACACAAAGAUGAAAGUAGAAUCAAAAGGGCAAGCACCCUAAGCAGACCCCCCCCUCUUAAUUUUGCCCCAUAUACAUGAAAGUCUUUAAAUUUAUUUAUUAUGUGUGUUCUUGGCAGGGCACCAGCUCCCUCUUAAUCUGCACCUUCUACGUGUAUCUUGAGCAAAACCAACAAAGCAAAAUAUAGAACAUUUGCUUCAUGUUACAUACAAUAUGAAAUGUUCAUAUAACAGUCUUCCUAGUUAUGAACUGCAGUGCAUCAUAUCAUAUAUACAAAAAAAAAUCCUAUGCUGUGUAAGUUGAGGAUGAAAUUUAGUUUUAAUAGAGAACAAAAAUCAAUUUCAUCCACAACUGCCAAAGCCUGGCAUUAUAUUGCAAAUUAACUUACUGUAUGGUUUGUUGCAAAACCAAAUGUCCAAGAGUGUUAUAUUUCAAUUAAAAGAGCAUUGUUGCAGAAUUAUAGAAAAUAAAAGCAAAAUCAUCACAUAGUUUUGUAGUACUUAUUAGUUUUUAUACAAAGUAUGCAGCAAACUCAUUCUUAUGUAUAAUUUGUCCGAAACACUCUUUACGUGGAAGUUAACAAAAUGUUGUCCAACAUGUUUAAAAUACCAAUCUAACCAAAGAUUGUUUUUAAUAAAGGGCUUGUUUUUGUUUAUAAUUGCUUCUUAUAUAUUGAAUUGCAGGAAUGUCACCUUUUUAUAUCUAAAAAAUCUUGCUUAAAAGUCUGUUACCAUUGUAGUCAGCCUUGUCUACCUUUAUUGAUACAGGAUUCACAGAAGACAAUAGAAAUUUUCUCUCACUUUUACCCUGAUCCAACAAUGGCCUUUGGCAGCGGUAAGAGCUUUUUACAACAUGGGAAAGCAUCUGUGCAUGUUUAUUGGCUAUGGAUCCUGCUGCGAACCUAUAGGUAUGGGCUUUGAUGUAGAUAUGCAGGGAGGAUGCACAUGAGAUGCAGAGGUGUUACCCGUUCGUGGACAUUGCAUGUAUAACGUGAAAGCAAGUUGACAUUCCCAUCUGUCCCUUGAAACUGAUGGGAGUGUUUCGCCAGAUGCCAUUUGGGCACUACAUUUUCAUUGUAUAUUACUAGUUGUCCACAGCAUCUAGCAUCGAGGUGAAAAUGUUAUCUAUUGGGCUAGAAAGUCUUGUGUGUGAUUGCGAGAACUCAUUUUAAAAUGUAGUUAAGACACGACCUAGACUACACACCCCAGGUUAUGCUAGGACUGGCCAGAUGCACAGAGUGAUAUCCAUUAUUAGCCACAUCCAGAGCAGAUGCAUUGAAAUCUGUAGAUUUUAUUCCAUUGGGUCUAUCUAGCAUUGGAUACCAUCCCAAAUCCAGAGAUCCCUACUUACACAUAGUAGCAUUCCACCAAACCAGUAGCCAGCUCUUUCAGCUUUUAAAUGUUCAUCAUCUACUCCAGGAGUGGGUAACCUUUGGCCCUCCAAACUCCCAUCAGCCCCAGCAAGCAUGGCCCAUGGCCAGGGAUAUUGAGAAUGAUAGUUCAGCAAAACCUGGGGGGGGGAGCAAGGUUUCCCCAUUCAUGAUCUACUGGACAGAGAGGGAAUGUCUGAAAAUCAGUUCCAUCAAACCCCUUCCCAACCAAUGGUCAGGAUUUUUAGUAUGCAAACCGAUGCACAAAAUAUCAGUGAUGAGCCAGCCAGGAUAGUACAUUAGGUGUUUUUUUGGCAAAUGCACAAUCUUCCCCCCUGGAUCAAACUCUUCUGGGGGUUUUUCCAGCAGAAGCUGGAUUUGCACAGGUAUGAUUGGCUAACACCCCUGUGUUGAUCAUGAAGUCAACUCCAAUGAUUUCUUGGAACAAUUUUUAGCACCUUAAAAAGAUGUGGCCCUUUAUUAGAUAAAUAAUUACGCUGCUAAGCAGAGGCAUGAGCAGAUAAAUAUGAAUGAAAAUGUGUGUGGCGUUAGACCUGGAGGCUGCAUGUGUUCUUUGAAGAGCAAAAUCAAAGCAGCAGAACUCGCCUCGGAGGGGAGCAACCUGUACCUGAUUCCGUUUGCAGGUGCAUCUGUAUGCAACCUUCGAGCUGUUAGCAUUGACCACCUGUUCAAAGUUCACACAGAGUGUAGGUGCCAGAUGGAUAUUUCCUUCUGCGUUGAUGGGACAAUAUUCAAAAGAGCAAUCUACAUGAAGGAGGCUGCAGCCCUUUGCACACUUACAUGGGAGUUAGUCACACUGAACUCAUGGCAUGGACAUGAUUCCAGAAGCCUAUUUGCAUGUGCAGGUUAUGCUUGUUGGAUUGGGAUGAAUAUGAGGGAAACAAGGCAGCAGGAACAGAAUGCAGGAGGUGCCAGCCUCUUCUUCUCAUGAGCAAAAAAAUCAAUCCCUUUGUGACUUCCAUCUUACUGUUUUUCUCUCUAGGUAGCCUACAUUCAUGUAAAAUGUAUCCUGAGCUAUUAGUUUAACUAGAAACCAGGAUGAAUGUACUGUACACACCCAUAGAAAAUGUAUAUUCCAUUUCACGCUCUAUCAGCUUGUAAUUUUAUAAGUACUGUAGAUGGAUUGCCCAGUUUAGAAUUAUAUGCUGAAUACAAGCGACGGGAAAUAAAGAAAUUGUAAAGAGUUAUCUUAAAAUGUUGUCCUAAUACAUUCCUGUAAAUAUUAAGACUAUAUACUUAUAAACAUUCAUUAUUUUGAGAUCAUUAAAUAAUAAUAAAUGCUUUUACUUGUUUUAUA
This is a messenger RNA of Podarcis muralis (Common wall lizard), 8857 nucleotides long. The record is from RefSeq and is a predicted model, not a curated record. Lineage: Eukaryota; Metazoa; Chordata; Lepidosauria; Squamata; Lacertidae.